AUGCAUUACUCAGCGUCCCAAAUCGACGAACAAACCGUGCAUAUAUUGAUCGACUAUGAACAAGCUAAUGAUUUUGGUCGAAAAAAAAUCCUUGAUAUCAUAAUCAAGACGACAACUCCAUUAAUUGAUCUUGCACUGACAGCAGUUCCUAUAGAAGAGGGAAAAGGUUUAGUUGGAGAUCGACUCAAAGUGACCGAGUUGAAAAAACAAGAGAAAGACUUGAAAUGGAUCGAUAAGGAAACAUUGGAAGAAAAAGAACGAAAAAAGAUAAUCAAGUACUCAGAAGAAGUGAUGAAAAAUCUGGUAGCAAAGGACAAAUGUAUAAAUCCGCAGGGGAGCGUGACUUUUCUCAUAGUCACUGAAUUAGUUUUCUUGAUGGCACUCGGUGUUUCUGCCAACUACAGUUUUUUGGAUUACUUGGAUUACGUUGUUUCUUAUAUAAUUCUUUGCUUGGUAAUGGCCGUUUUUUUCUAUUUGCUUCUCCAGCUGGAAGAUACGAACGAAUCGCUGAAUAGUGUGCAAUCCUGUCUUGAGAGUCUACAGCUGGCAACGAGUAAAUGGAAGUUCUCAGCCCACAAUCACGCAACAUUUGCAGAAGUGAAGAAAAAUAUUAGUGAAGCUACCAGCAAGUACACUAAAUUUGUGAGCUAA
Molecule: messenger RNA, 651 nt
Organism: Caenorhabditis remanei
Lineage: Eukaryota; Metazoa; Nematoda; Chromadorea; Rhabditida; Rhabditidae
Exons: 4
Coding region: 1-651 (216 amino acids)
Source: RefSeq, a predicted model, not a curated record